This is a messenger RNA of Scleropages formosus (Asian bonytongue), 1503 nucleotides long. RefSeq names its product DNA polymerase delta 4, accessory subunit (gene pold4). Gene Ontology annotation, cellular component: delta DNA polymerase complex. Gene Ontology annotation, biological process: DNA-templated DNA replication; DNA synthesis involved in DNA repair. Gene Ontology annotation, molecular function: DNA-directed DNA polymerase activity. The transcript is spliced from 4 exons. Lineage: Eukaryota; Metazoa; Chordata; Actinopteri; Osteoglossiformes; Osteoglossidae. The record is from RefSeq and is a predicted model, not a curated record. The coding region runs from base 139 to 477 and encodes 112 amino acids.
GUUUCCGUUUUGUGUGUUUUGUUUACGACGCCUAGCCGCGGACCCGCUGACGACGGGUGUUAGUGCGCAUUCCAGCGGUUUGCGUUGUGAUGAUUGUCCGGAGGUAAAGUGCGUAACUCAGAGUGUGUGUCCGCAGCCAUGUCUCCUAAGCGCAGACUCAUCACGGACUCUUUCAAAGUGGUGAAAAGAGCGCGCGCAGAGCAGAGAGUGGAGAAGAAGGAGGAGGAGCCGCCGGAGCCGCCGGAGCCAGAGCCCGAGUCCCGCUCCCUCACUCCCCGCGAGAAGGACCUGCAGGAACUCAGGAAGUUCGACUUGGACUGGCGCUUUGGACCCUGCACCGGAAUCGGCCGUCUCCAGCGCUGGGACAGGGCCUCCCACCACGGCUUGGACCCCCCCAGGGAGGUGCGAGAGCUGCUGCUGAAGAAGAGUGCAGAUCCAGAGUACACACAUUGUCUGUGGCACGAACUCCCGUUGUGAGGACACGUGGAGGACAGGUGGAGGACGUCACCGCGCCACGGCUCCUGUCUCCUGCUCAUCUGAUGCUCACACUGUGUUUCACUCUGCUUUUAUCACUACAUUUUAUAAAACCUGCAUUACUUUGACACCGUUUGUCUCUGUGUAUAUGUGUGUGUGUGUCCGUCCGUCCGUCCGUCCAUGAUCUGUCUCCUCGCUCCAUGCUUGUUCAGCUGAAAUCCACUGGACCCGAACCAGACAAAAGAAGCGAUUGUGCGGUGGCUAAACACUCACGGUCUGUGUGUGUGUGUGUGUGUGUGUGUGUGUGUGUGGAGCGCUCCAGCAGACAGCAAUUGACCAUAGCAUUGUGAGCCAAUCAGAGCCCAGCCUAGGAGGCACCUGACCACCUGUGUCACCAGCACUACCGUCUCGUUUAUGCUGAGGAGUCGCGGGACAGUGGACUGGCACCGUACUCAUGUGUCACUACAGCCAUCGUCCUUCUUGUGUCUGCUCUGGUGACACGGUGAGUGACCGGAGCCCCAAGACUUCAGCCCGGGGCACAUUUCCCUCGUGAUCACGCCUUAGGGUUAGGGUUGCGAUCACUGUGUGUUGAUGAAGGACGGGGCUCCGAUACCUCUCAUAGCUUUUCGUUUAUGUUCACGCACACAGACGUAGGUCACAGUGUCACUUUUGCAUGUUCUUGGCACACACUCUUGUCAUCACACAGUCGCCAUAGUGGGUCCUUUUUAAUUAAUUGACCUAUUUAACCAGUUUAGGACAUGGUGUCUAUUUUUAUUUCAUAACCCCCAAAGGGGCACUGGGGGGGCAGCGAUUGUGAAAGUGGUGGAAGGUGAGUCGCAUGAGCACAACUAAAAAGACACAAAGGCAUGUGUGUGUUUACAAAAGGUAGCGUGAGAAUUGUUCAUUAAAAGCAUUUUAACAUGCAUCAUGUUGUCAUCUUGUAUCGGACAGCUGGUCGCGCAGUGCUUACGUCUGCUGCCUUUGGACCUACAGGUUGCAGGUUUGAAUCCCACCUCCAUCACUAGUACC